This is a messenger RNA of Paramecium tetraurelia, 3822 nucleotides long. RefSeq lists its product as uncharacterized. The record is from RefSeq and is a predicted model, not a curated record. The transcript is spliced from 2 exons. Lineage: Eukaryota; Ciliophora; Oligohymenophorea; Peniculida; Parameciidae.
AUGUCACCGCUCACUAUUACCACACUCAUCUUAUUCAAACUGCUUUAAGUUGUCCAUCUUAAACUCAUUAACAAUACUUAUUUCAUCUUUGAAAAUGAAUACAUCCAAACAUCUUUUCCAGUUUUAUCCAUCCCCUUAGAUUUUGACAUUUCCAAUCAAUCUCAAACAUAAUCAUUAAUCCAAGAAUACAACCUCACAGAGGAGUACAAAUACCCAAUUGCACCAAAAGCAAAAUUGUUUUCAUUUAAAAAAUCUAAUAAUGAAGAUAUAGAUAUUGUUUAAUUAGAAGAUCAAAAGCUAACUUUGCUAUACUAAAUUAAGAACUAUCAAUCAAAUAAUUAGUUGCUAAUUCGUUCCGGCAAUUACUCCAUUUCAUUAACUCAACGAAAUUGUUUCUCCUUGCACUACCUAUAAGAGGAGUCUUACCUGUUAGCAUGCAAACUACCAGAACACAAGAUUGAAAUACAAAUACUUAAUUUGAAUCAGCAAUCUAGCGAAGAAGGCUUUACAAAUAAAACCCUGAAUAUUUUAGACUACAAUCCCCUUUGUGAAUUAGAAUCCAAUCUAGCAUAUUCAUUGCUUGUGAUAUUUGAGAAAAAUUGCUCCUAUUCAAAAUUGGAAACUAUUUUCAUCGAUGCAAUUAAUUAGAAAAUCAUCAAUUAAACUAAAUUUGUGAUGGAUGAAUACAACAAGUCUAACGAAUUCAUUACUAAGAUUCAAAUUUGCUCUACAACUACUUUAAUGAUUUACACAAAUAAUGAAAUUCUAAAACUAGACCUUGAAUAGUAAGAUUUUUCAAAUUUUCUAUUUUUUAAUCAAGAAUAAUAUUUUAAUGCCAAAUAAUGUACAGAUAUGUCAAUAGUUGAAGUUAGAGAUAAUUAAUUGAAAUUUAAUUAAUUUUCUUUAAAUGUAAGUAUUGAAGGCUUCAUUCAAGGUUUUCGUUUAAAUAUAAUAUUUAUUUUGCAAAAGAAGGAUCAUGUAAUAGUUUAUUAUAGUUAUAAUUUGCAGUUAAUUAUAAGAAAAUCUUUUUAGUAGCUUUUUAGUCUAUCAAACUUACCCUAUAUCUUAGGAGUCACAGAAAAAGGUGAGCAUCUUAUAUAUAGAAUUAAGAACCCUAGAUUCAGUUUUACAUAUAAAAAUUCAAGUAAAAUUCAGAUUUUGGAGUAUGAAAAAUAACCCAAAUUUCAAAAAUUAUUGCUUGAUUAAAUAAUUUCGGAUGUUGAGAUCUUAUCUGAAAGUUCGCCAUAAUUUCUAAUUUAAAAUAACACCUAAUUCUUUGGGUCAUUCGAAGGAUCUAGAUUUAAGAUUCACUAAAAUUAGAUAUAAAAAUCUCUUCCUUUUAAGAUAAAAUAAUUAUAUAUAAAUGAUACACUGAUAAAUUUUAAGGAAGAAACAAAAUUAUUAGGUUGCAAUAUCGAUAUUCGUAAUCUAAAACAAAUUUCUAUUCUUAGUUUAGAAGAUGAUUCAUUUCUGAUUCUGUUUAUUUAGAAUGAUGCAACUCAAAUAGUAAUAGCAAGAUGUACUGAAAACAAGUUGUAAAAUAUUAAGACAAUAAAAAUCUAAGAAGGUUUUAUAUAAAUAAUGAAUUUUAAUUUACCCCGCGUUUGUAUUGUUCAAGAAAAUUCAUUAAAGAUCUAUCAAUUCGAAAAUUAGUAAUUGCUUGAAAGAUCUUAUGCCUUCAAUCUUAAUAUAAUUGCUGCCUAUAAUAUGAAUAACACAAAUAUUUUGGGUCUUGUAUUCGAAGAUUGUAAUCAAAGAACCUAUUUUAUUGAUAAUCAUAAUUUAUAAAUCCAUCAAAUCAUUUCAUAAUAGUUAGAAUGUAAUGGCAAUAAAUAAAAAUUAACUCCAUUGUUCUUUAUUGAUGAACAUAAGAUAUUUUUUAAGAACUAAGUAUCUUAUUAAGAAUAAAUAAUCCUAAAAGAAACAAUUAUUAAAGCUGAAGUUAUGCUACAACAUCGAAAAAUUCUUAUCUUUACACAAUAUCAAUAGAAGCUAAAAAUAAAGUUUUACAGUUUUAUCUCCUUUGAAUUAUAAUUAUUAUAUGAUUGUCCUUUGUAUAAUUUUAAUCUGAAGGUCCCAUUAAACUAUAAGCUUCAAAGCCCCUUUCUAUUAGUAUUAGCAGAAAAUUCCUAACAAAAUUCUGUUUUAUUAAUUUAUAAUCUCAACAAUUAAGCAAUUAAUUCCCUAAUUUAAAUUAUUGAAAUAGAUUAAGAACACUUCCAUUUUGAUUUCAUCUUUGGGACUCUGAAGUCUUUUUAUUACUAUUAUCAAAAUGACAUUUAAAUAAGAGAUUUCGAAACUUAUACAUUAUUUUUAGAAAAUUAGAUUCCAUAAACAUCUGUGUUCAAAGUAUUACAUUUUAGUUUCGCUUUUUAAACUCCAAUCCUUAAUGAAAUAAUCAAUUGGAAUUUUACAGAAAAAUCUAUCAAUAAUGAUUACACUAUCAUGCUGAUUUAGAAUGAUACUCUAAGUUUGAACUCAAACAAUAUUUUGGAUAUGUCAAAUAUAUUUAGUAAUAUUAUUUCAAUUGAAGUCAUCCAACAAAAUUAUUAAUUAAUUCGGCCUUUAAGAUUUACUCAUGAAAAAAUGACUUGCAAAUUUUAUUAGAAUAAAUGUUGUCUUAAUGAUCAUAAUCUUGAAUGUUUACAAAAUAAUUAAAGACUUUUCUAUGUGUUUCAUUACGUCUUCUAAUUUGUCCAUACAAUUUAUUUUAAUGAUAAUAAUUCUGAAUGCAUUAUUAUUAGCACAUAUUAAGAAAACCUGUAAAUGAUUAUCAUAUCAUUCCAAAAUUAUUCCUCAUCUAUUAAACCUCAAAUAUUUCAAUAUGAGAUAAUAACAGAUCCUGUCUUACAUAAGGGAACCGAUUUAUAGAUUAUUUUUGCAGAUAGAGAUCAUGUGAUUUUUUUGCCAGACAAAAUCAAUAAGAUUUUUGUUUACUUAAAAUUGUAACCAGCUUAAUAAUUAUUUUUUAAUUACUCAAAUCAAAAGAAUACAUUACUUUACGGUAGUAGAAUCAAAGAUGAUGAUUAUGUCUUUUUAUACUAAAGUUAAGAUGAUAUAUUUUAUUCGAUAGUUACCAUUAGUAUCAACAAAAAAAAUGAACAGUAAAAAAUAUUUAUUAAGAAUCAAAUGCAAGAUUAAAUAUGCAUUUCUAAUAAUGAAUUCAUAGAGCCCCUUAUAGGAUUCAAAAAGAUCUUUCCAAACAAUUUUCAAAAGAUUUAGAUUAUUGAACUUACAUUAGUGGAUGAUGUUCUAGUUAUCGAACUACUUAUGCUAUUUGAGAUAUAAAUUGGCUUUGUUAUUCAAUUAAGAAUUGAUAUAAUAAAAUAUGGAAAGUGUGAGAUAAAUAUUCUAUAGACCUUAAGGUAUCCACAUAACUCCCUGUUGAGUCGACCAUUUUAUGUUAAUAAAGAUUACAUAAUAAUUUCAACUUGCAGAAUUAAUAUUGAAAGUUUAAUUCUUUAUGAUAGAUUCUAAGGCUAAAACAUAUCGCUGAUUCAUUCAAUUGAUGUGUUUCCGCAGAAUGAUUACUUAAAGAUAGAAAAAAUUAACAACAGCCAUGUCGCUCUUGUUGCAAUUCCUAAUAUCUUUUAAGAAGUUUAAAUUAUAGCGCUUUCAUAAUAUAAGUUAGAAUGCCUAAAUAAUUGUAACUCAACAGCCACUUUAAUAUUAAAGAAUGAAGUAUCAAAAUUAACUAUUACUGUUCAAAAUAUUAAUAAUGAAAUUCCUCUCUAAUAUAAUAUAAGAUUAAUUACUUUAAUAACUAACUUGCUAACAAUAUAAUUAUUUUUAUAACUUAGAAACAAAAAAAACAAAAAAUGA